AUGUCAUUCUUCAACGCGCCGACGACGACCGCGACUACGGCCGUUCAGGGAGAUAAGGAUAUCGAGGUCGCCGACCCUCCCUCGGACUCCAUCUCGUCCCUCUCCUUCUCGCCGCAGGCUGACUACCUCGCUGUAGGGAGCUGGGAUAAUAACGUACGCAUUUACGAAGUGAGCCAGAAUGGUCAGACGCAAGGGAAGGCGAUAUUUCCACACCAGGGGCCCGUGUUGAGUGUAUGCUGGAACAAGGAUGGAACGAAAGUGCUAUCAGGCGGCGCAGACAACGCGGCCAGGAUGUUUGACACCCAAACAGGCCAGCCUACACAGGUCGCCCAGCACGACGCGCCCAUCAAGUGCGUGCGAUGGAUUGAAAUGCCACAGGGUGGCAUCCUCGUCACUGGCAGCUGGGACAAGACAUUGAAGUACUGGGACGUACGCACACCGACUCCAAUUUCCUCAGUGCAGCUGCCAGAGCGGUGCUAUACGUUGGAUGUUGUGUACCCGCUGAUGGUUGUCGGCACGGCUGAGCGGCACAUCCAGAUUUUCAACCUCACGAAUCCCACCAGCCCGUUUAAGACCAUCGUAUCACCACUCAAGUGGCAGACCCGAGUCGUCUCGUGUUUCCCCCAAGCGAAUGGAUUUGCAGUUGGUAGCGUCGAGGGCCGAGUUGCAAUUCAAUAUGUCGACGAGAAAGAUGUCUCUAACAACUUUUCUUUCAAAUGCCAUCGGCGAGACGCAUCGGCGGCAGCCAAAGACCAGUCACUCGUGUAUGCCGUCAAUGACAUCUCUUUCCACCCCGUGCAUGGAACAUUCUCCACUUGUGGCUCUGACGGCACGAUUAACUACUGGGACAAGGAUGCGCGUACGCGCCUCAAGUCUUUCGAGCCCGCGCCUGGACCCGUGCCCACGACCAGCUUCAACCGAAAUGGCACGAUCUUCGCGUACGCUGUCUCAUACGACUGGUCCAAGGGACACUCGGGCAUGACACCUGGCCACCCAAACAAGAUCAUGCUGCACGCAUGCAAAGACGACGAGGUGAAACGCAAGCCGGCGAAGCGAUGA
This is a messenger RNA of Laetiporus sulphureus 93-53, 1059 nucleotides long. Its product is annotated as Poly(A)+ RNA export protein. The transcript has 9 exons. The coding region runs from base 1 to 1059 and encodes 352 amino acids. Gene Ontology annotation, molecular function: ubiquitin binding; RNA binding. Lineage: Eukaryota; Fungi; Basidiomycota; Agaricomycetes; Polyporales; Laetiporaceae. The record is from RefSeq and is a predicted model, not a curated record. Gene Ontology annotation, biological process: transcription-dependent tethering of RNA polymerase II gene DNA at nuclear periphery; RNA export from nucleus. Gene Ontology annotation, cellular component: nuclear pore.